ACCCGGUUAACCCAAUUACCAACCAAGUAUCAAGUCCUGCGGCCAGCAGCACCGAGUCUCCAUCUAGAGUGUCACGUGUGAACGUACAAAAGAAAACGCCAGAACAUCUACCUGCAGCCGGCGCCCCAGCGAGUGGCGCGUGGGAAACCUCGCACCGCCAGAGAUCAAACCCACCAGGAGGCAAAUCUAGCAUCAUCUUCUAAAUGGUUUAUUCUGAGUGUGGCGGCAGUCCUUGUGGAUUAACUUACGGUCUUUCUUGGUUGUAAAUCAAAAAUGUUCGGGGUUUUUUCGUGACCAAACUGGUUAUUCCAUGCUGUUGUAAUAAAUAUAGUAAUUAUUACUGUACACUAUUGUUUCUAGCACUGAAAAAAUAUACAAAACUAGUCACUGGGAUAUAUUCCAACAAAGGUUGUCUGGAAAAUGUUGGUUGUAUUUUCACAUUUUUUGUCUUGCUUGGUUAAUCAGGUUUAGUAUGGCCUUAUUGGUAAAGCUUGUUAAUGUUAAUAAUAAAGUGUGGUUUGCUGUAAAUGAAAAUACAAGUCAAAGUAAUGAAUGCUGUAUCAAAUGACAUAAUAUUACAUGAUUGGUCACAUGGUGUAUGACAUCAUUAUUUUUCGUUAUAUUUUAUUGGUUUUGUAUCUCACAAAUAUACUUAUCACAUUUAGAUUUUCUGAGAUAAUUUCUUAGGUUGUCAAACACAUUUACAUAGUUGAUAUUAAAUAUUUAGUAAUUUAUUUAAUUUAGUUUUUAAAAUGAUUUAUGACAUGAACUUUUAUAUAUUUUUUUCUAUCUGAAUUUUUUGUACAAUUUCCUCAACAAUGAAGGCAGUGUUUAAAAAUGGAUACUGCCCUCAUUGUUGAGAAGAUUGCACACUGCCCUCAUUGUUUUGGAAAGUGUAUAACAAUCACAUCAACAAUGAGGGCAAUGUUCCUAAAAAAAUAUCUCAACAGUGAAAAUAAAUAAAAAAUUUCACACUGAUUAAUUUAUGAAUGCAUUUAAAAAAAUUUUAAUUCACUACACUUUUUUCCAAUUAGAAAUUUAUAUUUAUUAGAUUUUUUUUACAUAGGUUGUUUCCUAUCAUCAACAUCCACUUUAGAAAUACAAACUUAAACAUUUUGUUAUAAAUUUAAGCAAAUUUUCUUGGACUUUUUCGUAUUCAAAUUCAUAUUUUUUCUAAAUAAUUCAAGCUGAAAUAUAGUGAUUAUUUAUAAUGUAGCGUUAGAGCAUCAGAAGGAGAGAUUGAUUAAUGUUUGCAAUAUUCAUACUAUAAUUCCAGUUCCUGAUGGUAUAUUGUAUCUGUAAUAAAUUGACUGCGUUUAACUUAACAUUUAAUACCAGCUCUUGAUAUAUCAAAAUUGAGGGCAGUGUAUCUGAUAGCCUUCAACUAUGAGGGCAGCAUUUCGAUUAUAUUUUAAACGCGUGUAACGUGUCCUCUUGGAAGUUAAGUCACCUGUUUACUGCGUAAUGUAGACAUUGAAUUGACGUAUAAAUCGUAAUAAUAAAAAUAUUGUGUGUGCUGUUAAAAUGAUGAAAAUUUCCCUGUUGGAUCUCGAGUAGGGUGCUUUUGAUUGCACGUUAGCAAGACGUAGAACGUGAUAACGUCACAAAGAAGUCAUCUGCGCAUGCGAAACCGUUAACAAAUCUACGUUUUGCAGAUUAUGAUGGUAGGACUGUCAUGCAUGAGUGGAUCCGUUCUAGGUCACGUCGCGCAAAUCAAAAUCCCCCUGCUGACUAAUUACUCGUGUUUGCUGUUUAGUGCUGGUUUAGUAGGUUCGUGCACUGGUUUAUCACUGUAGUUUAUUAAUGAAUAUGUAAUUGUCAUUUAUUAGGCCUACAUGUAAUUUAUACUUUAUGCUGAAUGGAAAAAUGUAUAACCCAAAAUGUAGCAUCAUCAUUAAAAUCACUUUAGCUGCA
Messenger RNA from Anneissia japonica, 1914 nucleotides. RefSeq names its product jupiter microtubule associated homolog 1-like. Lineage: Eukaryota; Metazoa; Echinodermata; Crinoidea; Comatulida; Comatulidae. The record is from RefSeq and is a predicted model, not a curated record. Gene Ontology annotation, cellular component: nucleus.